This is a messenger RNA of Glycine soja, 840 nucleotides long. RefSeq names its product 50S ribosomal protein L18-like. The transcript has 2 exons. The record is from RefSeq and is a predicted model, not a curated record. Gene Ontology annotation, cellular component: ribosome. Gene Ontology annotation, molecular function: structural constituent of ribosome; 5S rRNA binding. Gene Ontology annotation, biological process: translation. NCBI's taxonomy places the organism in Eukaryota, Viridiplantae, Streptophyta, Magnoliopsida, Fabales, Fabaceae. Bases 158 to 502 code for a protein of 114 amino acids.
AAACCCUAAAACAAAUAAUUAGAAGGAGGGCGUGGUAACUUAAAUAUUUGUUUGACCGAGUGGGUGGUGAGAGCAAGAGCGAGAGCGAGGGUAAUUGACUCUUGGAGUAUAAUAAGAUUGUCUUGUGUUUUCUUGGAUCAGAUUCAGUUCAGAUAAUAUGGUUAUCCCACCCCCAGUGAGGCCUCCCAGGAUUACACAAUUUCUCAAACCUUAUGUUCUGAAGAUGCAUUUUACCAAUAAGUAUGUGAGUGCCCAGGUGAUUCACACCCCAACUGCUACAGUAGCCUCUUCUGCAAGCUCACAGGAGAAAGCCUUGAGAUCAAGCUUGGAAACUAGUCGCGAUGUCGCUGCAGCUGCAAAGAUUGGGAAGAUACUAGCAGAACGCCUUUUGCUUAAGGACAUUCCUGCAGUUUCUGUUCACUUGAAGAGAGAACAGAAGUAUCAUGGUAAGGUUAAAGCGGUUAUUGAUUCUAUCAGGGAAGCUGGUGUUAAGCUGCUUUGAGCAUGAUUGUUUGUGGAUGUUUAAUUGUACCUUAGAGAGAACAACCUUGUUGGAUCUUGUCUUCAUUUUUAUUUUUAAGUUGCCAUCAUAACUGGGAGCUCAUUACUUUACUAGAAAUAAGAUGAGUGUUGAUGGUUGCUUAGAGUGUGGAGUGUGUUUGUUUUACUCAUUUCCCACUUUCCAAUGCACUUCCAACAGUUUGCAGUUGAAACUUGCAAACCCAUGUUCAACGGAAAAGACACAAAAACUUGCUUCCUAUUUUUGUGCAUUGGAAGGUGUGUACCGUUUGCAUGAUGUUGGUGUUCAACUAAACUAAGGGUAUUCAAACACACCCUUAA